UCUGAAGAGCAGGCACUUUGUGAUAGACAGCACAAAAUCCAAACAGUUUUUUAGGACACGGUGGGUGUAGCUCUUCAGAGGGAGGGUGUCACAGUAAUGUGGACUCACUGGUGAUGAACUGGUCAGAGAUUCUCUGGCUGCUCUGCAGUAAUCCAUGCUGAAGAGGCUCCAUUCAUACAGAUGAGCCAAGGGUUGAAGCAGCACUUUAAACCCAGAUAGUCGGUCGGCUGACUGCCCAGCAGGAUGCCAUCAACCAGCCGAGCGGGCAGCCUGAAGGACCCCGAAAUUGCAGAGCUCUUCUUCAAAGAAGAUCCAGAAAAGCUCUUCACAGAUCUCCGAGAGAUUGGCCAUGGAAGCUUCGGAGCAGUUUAUUUUGCACGUGAUGUGCGCACCAAUGAAGUGGUGGCCAUCAAGAAAAUGUCAUAUAGUGGGAAGCAGUCCAAUGAGAAAUGGCAGGAUAUUAUUAAGGAAGUCAAGUUCCUCCAAAGAAUAAAACACCCUAACAGUAUAGAAUACAAAGGCUGCUAUCUGCGGGAGCAUACAGCAUGGCUUGUUAUGGAAUAUUGUUUAGGAUCAGCAUCAGACUUACUAGAAGUUCAUAAAAAGCCAUUGCAAGAAGUGGAAAUAGCAGCAAUUACCCAUGGUGCUCUCCAGGGAUUAGCAUACUUGCAUUCUCACAAUAUGAUCCAUAGAGAUAUCAAGGCAGGGAACAUCCUGCUGACAGAGCCAGGACAGGUGAAACUUGCUGACUUUGGGUCUGCUUCCAUAGCAUCUCCUGCCAACUCAUUUGUGGGGACGCCAUAUUGGAUGGCCCCAGAAGUGAUUUUAGCCAUGGAUGAAGGGCAGUAUGAUGGCAAAGUAGAUGUUUGGUCUCUUGGAAUUACCUGUAUUGAGUUAGCGGAAAGGAAGCCUCCUUUGUUUAACAUGAACGCAAUGAGUGCCUUAUAUCACAUAGCGCAGAAUGAAUCCCCUACACUACAGUCUAAUGAAUGGUCUGAUUAUUUUCGAAACUUCGUAGAUUCUUGCCUCCAGAAAAUUCCUCAAGACAGGCCUACAUCAGAGGAGCUUCUGAAGCACAUGUUUGUUCUUCGAGAGCGACCCGAAACAGUGUUAAUAGAUCUGAUUCAGAGAACAAAGGAUGCAGUGAGAGAACUGGACAACCUGCAGUAUCGUAAAAUGAAGAAGCUCCUCUUCCAGGAGGCCCACAAUGGCCCUGCAGUGGAAACCCAGGAGGAGGAGGAGGAACAAGAUCAUGGUGUGGGCAGGACGGGAACAGUGAACAGUGUCGGAAGCAAUCAGUCCAUUCCUAGUAUGUCUAUCAGUGCCAGUAGCCAAAGCAGUAGUGUUAACAGUCUUCCAGAUGCCUCGGAUGAUAAGAGCGAGCUGGAUAUGAUGGAGGGGGACCACACCGUGAUGUCAAACAGCUCUGUCAUUCAUCUAAAGCCGGAGGAAGAGAACUACAGAGAGGAGUCGGAUCCUCGGACAAGGGCAUCAGAACCCCAGUCUCCUCCCCAAGUGUCUCGCCACAAGUCUCAUUAUCGGAACCGAGAGCACUUUGCUACCAUACGCACAGCGUCGCUGGUGACAAGGCAAAUGCAGGAACAUGAGCAGGACUCUGAGCUCCGAGAGCAGAUGUCUGGCUAUAAACGUAUGAGAAGGCAGCACCAGAAGCAACUGAUGGCAUUAGAGAAUAAACUGAAGGCAGAGAUGGACGAGCACCGCCUCAGGUUGGACAAAGAUCUCGAAACACAGCGUAACAAUUUUGCUGCAGAAAUGGAAAAGCUAAUUAAAAAGCACCAAGCAGCCAUGGAAAAAGAGGCUAAAGUGAUGGCCAACGAAGAGAAGAAGUUCCAACAGCAUAUUCAGGCCCAACAGAAAAAAGAAUUGAACAGUUUCCUGGAGUCCCAGAAGAGAGAAUAUAAACUCCGUAAAGAGCAGCUGAAAGAGGAGCUGAAUGAAAACCAGAGCACUCCAAAGAAGGAGAAGCAGGAGUGGCUCUCUAAGCAGAAGGAGAACAUCCAGCAUUUCCAGGCAGAAGAAGAGGCCAACUUACUGAGGCGUCAGAGGCAGUACUUGGAGCUGGAGUGUCGCCGCUUCAAGAGACGGAUGCUCCUGGGCCGCCACAACCUGGAGCAGGACCUGGUUCGGGAGGAGCUGAACAAAAGGCAGACACAGAAGGACCUGGAGCACGCCAUGCUGCUGCGUCAGCACGAGUCCAUGCAGGAGCUGGAGUUCCGCCAUCUCAGCACCAUCCAGAAGAUGCGCUGCGAGCUGAUCCGGCUGCAGCACCAGACCGAGCUCACCAACCAGCUGGAGUACAACAAGCGCCGCGAGCGGGAGCUGCGCCGCAAGCACGUCAUGGAGGUCCGGCAGCAGCCCAAGAGCCUGAAGUCAAAAGAACUACAGAUAAAGAAGCAGUUUCAGGAUACAUGCAAGAUCCAAACCAGACAGUACAAAGCACUGAGAAACCAUCUGCUGGAGACCACGCCAAAGAGUGAACAUAAAGCUGUCCUCAAACGGCUCAAGGAGGAGCAGACCCGGAAGCUGGCUAUCCUGGCUGAGCAGUAUGAUCACAGCAUUAAUGAAAUGCUCUCUACACAAGCUCUGCGUUUGGAUGAGGCACAGGAAGCAGAGUGCCAGGUUUUGAAGAUGCAGCUGCAGCAAGAAUUGGAGCUGCUGAACGCAUAUCAGAGUAAAAUCAAGAUGCAGGCAGAAGCCCAGCAUGAUCGGGAGCUGCGUGAUCUGGAGCAGAGGGUGUCCCUCCGCCGGGCCCUCCUGGAGCAGAAGAUUGAGGAGGAGAUGCUGGCGUUGCAGAACGAGCGCACCGAGCGGAUACGAAGCCUGCUGGAGCGCCAAGCUCGCGAGAUCGAAGCCUUUGACUCAGAAAGCAUGAGGCUAGGUUUUAGUAAUAUGGUUCUUUCUAAUCUCUCCCCCGAGGCGUUCAGCCACAGCUACCCGGGAGCUUCUGGCUGGUCCCACAAUCCUACUGGGGGUGCAGGACCUCACUGGGGUCAUCCCAUGGGUGGCCCACCGCAAGCUUGGGGCCAUCCAAUGCAAGGUGGACCUCAGCCAUGGGGUCACCCCUCGGGGCCCAUGCAGGGGGUACCUCGAAGUAGUGCUAUAGGGGUCCGCAACAGCCCCCAGGCUCUGAGGCGGACAGCUUCUGGGGGACGGACGGAGCAGGGCAUGAGCAGGAGCACAAGUGUUACUUCACAAAUAUCCAAUGGUUCACACAUGUCUUAUACAUAACUUAAACAAUAACUGAGGGUGGCAAUUCCACUGGAGCUGUCUGCCAACAGAAACUGCCUACAGACACCAGCCCAGCAGCCUCCUCAGUGCGGUGCUGACGUGUGGAAGCUGGGUGCACAUGGAAUAUUGUAUUCAUUUUGUAAAGCAUUACGUUUUGUGUUUACUAACUGGGAUGUCAUAGUAUUUGGCUGCAGGGUUUUGGGGGGUGGUUUUUGGUUUUUUGUUUUGUUGUUGGUUUUUUGUUUUGUGUUUUUUUUUUUUUUUUUUUAUGUUUUGGAGGGGUCUUGGGAGGGCAUCUGAGAAAUAUAUGCAAUUAGUCAGAAGAGUUGGCUGGUGGUCAUCACACUGACAGAAGGGCCUCAGACUGCCUUCAUCAUGCCAUCCAUGUAGGAAGUCUGAGGGAGAAUGGAGACCUCUUCCCAUAUCCAUGAAUUUCGAUCUGCCACCCUGCAAAAACCAGGCAAGCUGCCUUUAAACCAACAUCCAGGGGAGGAACAGCUGGAUCUUCUGUUCCAUUUUUAUUUGUCAUUAAAUUGGAUAAAUUUCUAGGGUAUUGCCUCUGCCAGGAGGCAUUUUCAAAGAGUUGUAGGUGAGGAAGAAGGUGAGAAGAGAGGCCAAGAGACACCAGGGCUCAACAGGGCCCUUCUACCCAAGUGCACGCUCUGUGUCGUGUAAGAAGUGACGUUCUGUCAGAAGGCACUGGUCAGCUUCCCGAGAACUCUGUAGGGAAACCUGUCUGGGGGAACAGGCUAGGAAUGUUUGAAAUGGUCUAUCUGCUUUGGCACUCCCUGACUGUGCUGCUGGUAGCUCAGAUGAGGUUGGGCAGAGGAGCGUAAGUAAUGCACUUGUACAGCUAAUACUGUGACAUCUCAUUUUAGCUAAGCAUCAGAAUAAUUCUUGGAGCCCAGAGUAGUCCUUUUUGCUCCAUUCAGAAAUGUUUAGACUUUCAGCCAAUCAGUCUCAAAUGCCAGAGGUGUUUUGAAGGAUGCCAUAGUCACAAAAUGCCAUUGAUCGGGUUUUUCAUUAUUACACUACAUCCAUCAAUUUAUUACCUUUUUGGCUUGUUGCAAUUUCCUGUUUACAUGUAGUGUGUAGCCAACUGUUGAAAUGUUUAGUUGCCAUGGUGUACCAGGAGGAGCUGAGCCAAUGACUCUUUCCCAGCUGAUGACUAACCCACAUCACCACUGUAGAUCUUGCUGCAUGUGAGGCUCCUUUUUUAUUGUUUUCAUUGCUGCAAUACUUCACAACUUUUACAGUCCCUAGAGAUGCUGUGAUAUUUCGGCAGCGUAUCACACCAUGUGAGAAGGCACUACUUCCAGAGGGCUCAUUGGAGCUGCUGUACUACUGAAAGGAAACAAAGGAGGUUGUGAAAUCCAUACAGUGAUAAAAGGUCAGGGAGUCUUAUAACUGAAUGACUUUGUUGGCAUCGUGUCAUCCCUUAAGUGCUGGGAACCAGAGAUGCCCCCAUGCUCUCGUGCCAGUGCCAGGACGGUGUCGCUCAGCCAGGACUGUGGGAAGAGCAGGUAGAUGAAGUUUGGUUUGAGGCAAAGGUUUCCGUCUUGGGGACUGACCAGCCAGGGUUCUUUGUAAAUGUUUUUCCUUGCACACUAAUCAUCUUGAAGAAAACACUAGCUGCUAACUCUAGGAUUUGCCUUUAAUAUGUUUAUAGGGCUCAAAAGCGAGGUUUUCCGAAUGUGUUUGUCCACGUGACAUAUUUAUAUAGUAAAUAGUGUCUCGCUGCUGUUCAGUACCCGACAGGGCAGCGCUCUUUCGUUAGCUAAAUUAACAUCCACUCCCAGUCCUCAACUCUCUGCCAGUGUCUGGUGAAUCCAGCUGGGAUUUCUAGCAUUGUGAUGUAGCGUAUCACUCUAAUUGAAGAUGGAAACUCCACCAAAACAUGUUUGAGCAGCCCCUUUGUAAGGAGUUUUGUUGUACUAACAGUUGACAGAAGCCUGGGAGGAGGUGUGGGUCCCAUGGAGGUUUCUCUGGAUGCUCGUGGGGGCAAGUGGUAACUGUGAAUUGUCCUGUCCUUUCCUCUGCUAUGUUUUUAUGUGGAAUUGGAUGUUUUGGGGUCACUCUUUUGCAUUGCAGUGUUGUUGAAAUGAAGCGCAACUCGUUUAGGAAAGGUACCUGUGUUUUCCUAGGUUUGGAAGGAGAGACAAAACCAAAAUGAAAGGCCAAAAUUGUAUUGGGGUUCACCAUGUGAUUGUGGAGGGUGCGCCCAGAGCAUGGUGCUAACACAGCAUUUUGAGUUCAGCUCCUCUAUCCCAAACAGCAGCAGCUACAGUGGGGACAGGCUAUACCUGCAAGUUCAGUGGGUUCAUUCUUCUGCUUCUGUUAUGGUUUGAAUUUGGUCAAAGUCUCUGGCUUAAAUUGAGCUACUUCAACAGAAUUCUCUCAACACAUCUAUUUGUGUAAUGUCAAGCAUGACUGAAUGCUGAAUCCAAAUGAUGGCUAUCCCAUAUUGGCUUUUUUGUAUUCAAAAAGAAUUGUGUAGUAACCAUUUUUACAUGUAUAUCAUGUGCAGACCUGGACUAUUCCAACAAGUUAAUAUUUUAAUUAAAAUAGUUUGCAAAAACUGAUUCAGAUCAACUGGUCUAAAUGUGUGUGUCCCUGUGUGUACGUGGGGGAAGAAAAGCUGUCCCAAAACUGCCUGAUCUCGAGGGGAAGCACCUCAUUACACAGCUGUAGCCAGAGGAACUCAGGGUCAGGCUGUGCCUUGGAGGUAUUUGAGGAGGCCCUUGGUGUUGAGAAUUUUAAUGUAUCUCAGGUUUAUUUCUGAGAUACAUGAACAACUGUGCACUAGAGAGAUGCAAACACUCUCUGAAUCAGUUUGCAAACUCUUAUUUUUAAAAGUAAAGCGUUUUUAAAAGUAAGGCCAGUUGCUCCAUGUUGUGCUCAGUGCAGUCAUGCCCUCAGUUUUAAAAUUACUGUAAUCUGUAAAUUGUGGAAACUACUCCAGUACCUCAGCAAAGAUGUUCUCUUGCAUUUCUUACAUUCAUAUUUAACACUGGGGAACUCUUUUGUGUGGACUACUUAAAAAUUUUAUUGCGGUAUUUUUAAAUCACCAGCUUGACCCCUGAAAUCUCUUUUCUGUGGUUAUUUUUCUCUCCCCUCUGCAAAGACCUGAAGUUCUGGUGUAGCUUAGCCCAGAGAUGGAAAAAAAAAACAAA
Melospiza melodia melodia is the source of this 6422-nucleotide messenger RNA. It is a transcript of the gene TAOK1, whose product is annotated as TAO kinase 1. Gene Ontology annotation, biological process: regulation of cytoskeleton organization; protein phosphorylation. NCBI's taxonomy places the organism in Eukaryota, Metazoa, Chordata, Aves, Passeriformes, Passerellidae. The record is from RefSeq and is a predicted model, not a curated record. Bases 244 to 3249 code for a protein of 1001 amino acids. The transcript has 20 exons. Gene Ontology annotation, molecular function: ATP binding; protein serine/threonine kinase activity. Gene Ontology annotation, cellular component: cytoplasm.